Procambarus clarkii (red swamp crayfish) is the source of this 2751-nucleotide messenger RNA. It is a transcript of the gene Trmt112, whose product is annotated as tRNA methyltransferase subunit 11-2. The record is from RefSeq and is a predicted model, not a curated record. Gene Ontology annotation, molecular function: protein heterodimerization activity. Lineage: Eukaryota; Metazoa; Arthropoda; Malacostraca; Decapoda; Cambaridae. Gene Ontology annotation, biological process: peptidyl-glutamine methylation; rRNA (guanine-N7)-methylation; tRNA methylation.
CGAAACGUACAAAUGUUGUGCUGGAAAUGGUAAAUAUGUGUGCGAGCCGUCUUCUGCUGCCACCUGCCUGUAUCCUGUGGCAUACAUCGUUACACGUCUCUACACAUCUGUAACCUGCUGUAACCUGCUUUAGGCUUUUGUAUUGUGGGGCCGCUGUACCAAUCGCCAAGAUUUUUAUCACGCUAAUUAGAAGGAUGAAGCUUAUUACCCACAAUAUGCUGACCAGCAAAGGCAUUAAAAAUGUGAAGGAAGGAUUCCCCCUAAAGAUUCAGGCAGAUGAAGUGAGAAAUGUGGACAUCGACUUCGACCGAGAAUUUAUAUGCAGAAUGGUUCCUAAACUGGACUGGAAUGCACUUACAUUUGCUGCACAAUGUGUGGGUCACCAGGAGGACUUGCCUGAAAAGUUACCUGAAGGAUACGAAGAUGACGACGAGCUGCUGAAGAAACUGCAUCACAUUCUUCUGGAAGUGGAAGUCAUCAACGGAUGCCUUGAAUGUCCAGAAACACAGAGAAAGUUUCCUAUCAGCAAUGGAAUACCGAAUAUGCUACUAAAUGAAGACGAAGUGUAGUACAUACUGUAUUAUUAUAAUAACGAACUGAUACUUUUAAUAAAAGUGCAAACUUUUCUUGUGUGAAUUCAUAUUCCGAGAUCUGGGAAUGAAAAAUCUUAUCCAAGAGAUACGGUCAUUGAGUUUUUUUUUUUUCGAUAAUAUGGCGAAGAGAAUUGAAACAAUAUUUAUUGCUUUAUUUUGUGGCUUUAUUUUGAUUAUAUUGUGAUUGAAUAUCUUAUUUUCAUUUGUAUACUGUAGUUAAUAUAUUUAGUUGUGUUAUAAUAUUUUAGUUGAUUUGUAAUAUUGAUGAUACUCUAGAAAGCUAUUAUAGUUUUUGUAACCAUUGCACAAAACCCACUUGGAAAAACUCUCGAUAGAAACUUAAAUUUGAUACGUACAAUACUCAAGUAGUUUUUCCACACUAAAGUUUCUGCUGUGUUACUUUAACAUUGGAAAGGUUAUCAAAGAGUUUUAUUGUCUUUUGUUUUCAUGUAAUACAUACACACCUUACAACUCAUUAUCCUUCAAUACACUGUAUAAUACAAUGGGUAUCUUACAGUACACCGAAGCCUCUUAUCAUGACACUAUGAAAACCUUAAACUCGGAUUGAGAUGAUAAAUUAUAGAUUUUUAAUACGUAAUUUUUUGGGGGUCUUGUUCUUCCAUGGAAACUGAAAAGUUGCAUUAGUUCAUGUUCAUUUAAUUCUUUUUGUCAUUUUAUUGUGUUCUUCAUCAAUUCCAAGUAAUUAAUAUUUUGUAAUGUAUUGUUCAUAGCUGCUCUAUUGUGAUCCUUAUGUUUCCUGGGCUACUUUUUUGUUAUUUAUUUCAUCAGCCUUUCACAUACACACCUUAUGGCACUCAACGGAUUAAUGCUAUUUACAUGAUCUACUUUGCCACUUCUAGUACAGUGAUCAUAGCUUUGAAUUUCUGAUGAACCAGCUACAUGUUGCUCUCGGGGAGUGCGUUGGCCGAGUUCAUUGUAUCCUGGAGCGAGCACAGUGCUGCCACCUAGUGGCAUGUCUUAACAACCAGCUGGUUGUUAGUCCUCAGCCUUUGGAAAAGACGAAUUUUAUGGAUUGACAUCUGGUCAUUUCCAGGCUGGAUUUAUUUAUUUCUAGUGACUCGAGACAAUAUUAUUCUGUACAGAUGCUUAAAAAUUCUUGUUGGUCCGUGCUGUGUGCCGCCCCUGCCUAAUGUGUUGUUCAAGGAAUGUUCAAGGACACGGUGAGAUCUUACUUGAAGGAGCAACUGAAUUAUAUGCAUUAGAAAUUAUCUUUUAUUUGAACUUGGAGCCUUGUUAUUUAAAUUAUCAUAAUAUAUAUAAUUUUAUAUAUAUUAUGAUAAUUAUAUACAAUUAUAUACAAUUAUAAUUGUAUUUAUAAGAAUAAAAAUACAAUUAUAUUACACAAUUAUAUACAAUUAUAAUUGUAUUUAUAAGAAUAAAAUAUGAAUUAUAUAUAAUUAUUGAUACUGCAAUUAAAAUAACUGGAUUUGCUAUUUUCUCCUUUUAGCUCAGCCACCUGAACAGGUUGAUACAGCAGUCCUUGUUUCUGGUAGGUCGGUAUUCAAUUCCACUUGAUCUAAGUGGUUGGGCACCAUUCUUUCCAUACUACCCCACAUUCAUGUCUUCAUAUUCCCAUCCAAAUGCUGUGCAGUCACACAAGCUUAGUACUUUCUCUUCAUAAUUACCUGCCUACCUUUUCUUUUAUGGCUAGUGCAGAAGUUGGGUUUUUUGUGGCCCAGGAGUUUGCCAUCACUUUGAAUGUAAACUUUUGAGUUGUUGGCCAGUUAGACGAAUUACAGUGUAUUAAUACCUUGAUGUAGGCCGAACGAACAACUGUUGUUUUGAACCAGCUACAAAGAUUUACGGGGCUCAUUUGAGUCAUUGAAAUUAAAGUUUUAAAAAAGUUCUACAAGCUUCCAUCUUCCUGACUCAUAGCUAACAAGAUCACAUAAUUACAAAUUUGCAUUUAGACUUUUUUUAUUGAAUUUUUGUCUCAGUAGGAUACAUUGCUUCAAAAUGGGAAGGUAAGUACCAAAAUUAUCCAUUUCAGGCUACUAAACUCAAACACAAUUUUAAGAAUAUGUAUCUGAUGUGUUUAGUGUACUUCACGACUGUAAGUUCCUACAUCUUUGAUCUGUUUAGCCAAACUAUCAGAAAUUUAUAAGAAACUUUAAUUAAAGUAUUGUAAUAGUAGUAA